This is a messenger RNA of Mercurialis annua (annual mercury), 1726 nucleotides long. Its product is annotated as endoglucanase 18-like. Gene Ontology annotation, molecular function: hydrolase activity, hydrolyzing O-glycosyl compounds. The transcript has 8 exons. The record is from RefSeq and is a predicted model, not a curated record. Gene Ontology annotation, biological process: carbohydrate metabolic process. Lineage: Eukaryota; Viridiplantae; Streptophyta; Magnoliopsida; Malpighiales; Euphorbiaceae. The coding region runs from base 37 to 1593 and encodes 518 amino acids.
CAUACUAAUUAAUUAAUUGAUAAUUUAUAACUAGCUAUGGAAAAAAUUAAAACUGUAGUUAUGUAUUGGGUUCUUGUUUUUUGUUGUGUUUUGGCUAGUGAAGGUGAAGGUGAAGGUGGGCUAGCCAUUGGAAAUAUAGAGUUGAACUCUUUAGCUUCUACUGGCUAUGGAGAUGCUCUUGCCAAAGCUAUCAUAUUUUAUGACGGCCAACGCUCCGGGAAGUUGCCGGCUAAUCAGCAAGCAAAAUGGCGGGGAGAUUCCGGUCUUUUGGAUGGCAGGCCUGAAAAUGUGAAUUUGGUUGGAGGUUAUUAUGAUGCUGGUGAUAAUGUAAAAUUUACAUGGCCAAUGUCAUAUACUAUUACCUUGUUAAGUUUGGCAGCAACUGAAUACACAAAGGGGAUAUCUUCAGUAAAUCAGCUUCCUAAUCUUCAACGUGCAAUUCGAUGGGGUUCUGAUUACCUCAUAAAAUGUCACACUUCAUCCACCACAUUUUACACUCAGGUUGGAGAUGGAAAUGGUGACCAUCAAUGUUGGGAACGUCCUGAAGAUAUGGACACUCCAAGAACACUUUAUAAGAUAACUCAGAAUUCACCUGGAACUGAGGCUGCAGCUGAAGCUGCAGCUGCUCUUGCUGCUGCUUCUAUUGUGUUCAAGACUGUUGACUCUACCUACUCCGCCAAUUUAUUAAGCCAUGCAAAAUCACUGUUUGAAUUUGCAGACAAUUACAGAGGAUCUUUUAAAGAUUCUUGCCCUUUCUACUGCUCCUACUCAGGAUUUCAGGAUGAGUUGUUAUGGGGUGCAACUUUGCUAUACAAGGCAACUAGAGAUAACAAGUACCUAAACUAUGUAUCCAAUAAUCAAGGUUGGAGUCAGGCUGUGAAUGAGUUUAGUUGGGAUAAUAAAUUUGCUGGUGUUCAGACUUUACUAGCUAAGGAAUUCUAUGCUGGAAAGACAAAUCUGGCAAAGUUUAAGACCGACGCGGAGUCAUUUGUUUGUGCAUUGGUGCCUGGAAGUAGCUCUGUGCAGAUCAGAACAACUCCUGGUGGGCUUUUGUACACCAGAGAUAGCUCAAAUUUGCAGUAUGUCACAAGUGCUUCAAUGCUGCUAUUAAUUCACUCCAAAACCUUGUCAACAUAUCGUAUCAAUGGAGUCCAAUGUGGCUCUGCACAUUUCUCUCCAUCUCAAAUUAGAGCCUUUGCAAAAUCACAGGUGGACUAUAUACUCGGUAACAACCCGAUGAAGAUGUCAUAUAUGGUCGGGUAUGGAAGCAAGUACCCAACCCAAUUGCACCACAGAGGUGCAUCCAUUCCGUCGAUCAAAGUUCAGCCGGCAAAAGUUGGAUGCAACGACGGAUACUCAAACUAUUACAACGUAAACAAACCAAACCCGAAUACACAUGUGGGUGCAGUUGUCGGAGGUCCUGAUUCUAAUGACCAGUACAGAGAUUUAAGAUCCGAGUAUUCUCGGGCCGAACCCACCACUUAUAUGAACGCCGCCUUCAUCGGUUCAGUCGCCGCUCUUUUGACGCCAUCUGAAAAUAUUAAUGGAUUUCCGCCUGAGAAUGAGGGUUCAAGUUUGGUUUAUCAGAUAUAACAAAUUAGUAUAAGUUAUUUAUUAGCAACGAAUUAAAUAAUUAUGUUAUUUCUUGGAUUGGAUGAUUAAUAAAGCAGUGUAAAACAUCUUGUAAUAUUAUUUGGUCGUAUUAUUUACAAAAUUUUAUGAUAUA